GGAAGACACAAAAGAUUGAAAAUGUCUGCGCCCAUUGAGGAUCAACGUGAUCCAAAAGAUAAAUUUCAGGAUAAAGUAAUGGCUCAAACGGAAAGCCUUGAAACACCGGCUAACCAGAAAUCAUCUAAACAACUUCUUUAUUCAGAAAAAUAUUCCGAAGAUCUGCUCUCUGACAGACUGAAUGUGCUUACAGCCAAAGGGAGACAACCACACUUUGGAAUUUCGCCACAGACUUUCAGAGUGCCAAGGAGUUCUGUUCUGGGUCAAGUUAAGAAUUUCCUGCCUCAGAUGGAAGCAGCCAAUCAGAGUUUGAAUGAACUGGUGAAAACUGUGCCCAGAGAUCAGCUGGAUAUAGAGAAUGUUGAUGGCUGCUCAGGACCCAUCAUAGAGAUGAAUCUGGCUCUCAUAGAAACCAACGAUUCGUGUUCCGAUGAAGACUUCAGUGACAGUUCCAGCGAUUCGGACUCUGAUGACUCAGAUGAUUUGCUGUGUGAAAAAAUAUACUCACAUGUGACCGAAGACUCCAUAAAAUUAAAUACAAACUUGCCCAAAAGAAAACCACAUAUUGUAGAACUUGGCAAGAGCAACUCUGAAUCCAGUAACACAAGUGACAUCAUAGAGAGAUAGUUAUGAAAUAAAAUUGUUUUGGAUU
This is a messenger RNA of Gigantopelta aegis, 652 nucleotides long. RefSeq lists its product as uncharacterized. The transcript is spliced from 4 exons. Bases 22 to 627 code for a protein of 201 amino acids. Gene Ontology annotation, molecular function: box C/D methylation guide snoRNP complex binding. Gene Ontology annotation, biological process: box C/D snoRNP assembly. The record is from RefSeq and is a predicted model, not a curated record. Lineage: Eukaryota; Metazoa; Mollusca; Gastropoda; Neomphalida; Peltospiridae.